Thlaspi arvense is the source of this 2244-nucleotide messenger RNA. The record is from the annotation of a GenBank genome assembly. NCBI's taxonomy places the organism in Eukaryota, Viridiplantae, Streptophyta, Magnoliopsida, Brassicales, Brassicaceae.
AUGUUGAGCGAUGAUGAUAAAGAUUUAGACGACCUAAAUGUAUUUCUCAACGCCAUUGGCGAAGAACCCAACAACGAAGCUCCGGUUAGAAUCUCCACGUCUUUCAACGACACCGACUUCUUCAACUUAGACGAUGAAGGAGGAGAUUCGCAUUACCCGUUUCAACAUUUCGAUUCGAAUCAACCCGAAAGUCCAAUCUUUGAAUCUCCCAAAGUUUAUGUCGCACCAAGGGUGAUGAUAAGCCAUCAAGACUCGUUUUCAAUAGAUUCAAGAAUCGAUGGAAUCGAAGACGCAAGAAUAUUACCGAUUUCGCCUCGUUUAAGAGUUCCUUCUUCUCCUCGAGCUUUUGUGUAUCAGAGAUCUGUGGAAUCGCCUCGUUUUGAAUCUCCCGUUGGAUUGAUUGAUACAGCUUCACCUUUCGAAUCCGUGAAGGAAGCAGUUUCAAAGUUCGGAGGGAUUACAGAUUGGAAAGCUCAUAAGAUUCAGUCAAUAGAGAGAAGGAAGCUGGUUGAUGAAGAGCUUGAGAAGGUACUAGAAGCAAUCCCUGACUAUAAGCAAGAAGCUGAGUUAGCUGAAGAGGCGAAACAAGACGCGUUGAAGGAGCUAGAGACCACAAAGGAGCUCAUGGAGGAGCUAAAGCUCGAGCUAGAGAAAGCGCAAAAGGAAGAGCAACAAGCGAAACAGGACUCGGAGCUCGCACAGAUGCGUGUAGAGGAGAUGGAGCAAGGUGUAGCUAAUGAGGCGAGUGUUGCCGUCAAAGCGCAGCUCGAGGUAGCUAAAGCGAGACAAGACACAGCGACUUGUGAGCUUAAGUCCGUUAGAGAAGAGAUUGAAAUGGUUUGUAAUGAAUAUGAAGAGAUGUUGAGGGAGAAAGAUCUAGCUAAGGAGAAAGCUGAAGUUGCUGUAAUGGAAGCUAAAGAGAUUGAGAGGAAGAUGGACCGUUUGAGUAUAGAGAUGAUUGCUACUAAAGAGCCGUUGGAAUCAGCGCACACGGCUCAUCUCGAAGCAGAAGAGAAGAGGUUCGGUGCAGCGAUGGCUCGGGACCAAGACAUUUACAAUUGGGAAAAGGAACUGAAGAUGGUUGAAGAUGAUAUCGAGAGGCUUAACCAAGAAACUCGUGUGGCUGAUGAUGUGAGAGCUAAGCUAGAGACUGCUUCUUGUCUUAAGUAUGAUUUGAGAGCUGAAUUAGCAGCUUUCGCGGGUACUGCCUUAAGCUGUAGUCCGUUGAUGGAGAAAAAGAGCAAUGAUGACAUAAAUGCAGCGGUUGAUUCUGCGAAGAGAGAGCUCGAACAGGUCAAAUCCAACAUCCAAAAAGCGGCUUCCGAGGUGAAAACAUUGAAGAUAAUCGCCGGAUCAUUAGAGUCAGAGCUUGGAAGAGAGAAGAAGGAUCUAGAGGAAACUAAGCAGAGAGGAAGCGUGAGGGAUAAAGAUGAAACAAGAGAGGAGUUGGUGGAAGAAACAGCCAAGAAGUUGGAGGAGGCGGCGAAAGAGGCAGAGGAAGCAAAGCUCUACGCGGCAGCUGCUAGAGACGAGCUUAGAAUGGCGAAGGAACUGUCAGAGCAAGCGAAAACCGGAAUGUCUACGAUAGAGAGUAGAUUAAUCGAGGCCAAGAAGGAAAUGGAAGCUGCUAGAGCUUCAGAGAAGUUGGCAUUGGCUGCUAUUAAAGCUUUGCAAGAAACUGAAUGUACUCAGAGGUUUGAAGAGAUUAAUGAUUCACCAAGAAACAUCAUAAUCUCUGUAGAGGAAUACUACGAGCUAAGCAAGAAGGCGCAGGAGUCAGAGGAGGAGGCGAACACAAGGCUAUCACAGAUUGUUUCUCAAAUAGAGGUGGCUAAAGAUGAAGAGUCAAGAAUCUUGGAGAAACUAGAGGAAGUGAAUAGAGAGAUGGGAGUACGAAAGGAAGAGCUAAAAGCGGCUAUGGGAAAAGCCGAAAAGGCUAGAGAUGGGAAGUUGGAUAUGGAGCAAGAGUUGAGAAAGUGGAGGUCGGAGAAUGGGAAGAGGAGAACAGAAGAAGGUAGGGAGCCUGAGAAGAGCCCGGCGAGGUCAGGCACCGCGGGGAGACACAAGGAGAACGGAUAUGGACAGUCGAAAUCGUUUGCAUUUGGUGAACAAGGGAGCGGAAGCAGCAACAUUGGAGGAGGCAAUAAUGUGACACCUGAAACAAAGAAGAAGAAGAAGAAGCUUUCUUUGUUCCCAAAGGUUUUCAUGUUCUUGUCAAGAAAGAAGUCUCACUCUCACAAGUGA